Periconia digitata is the source of this 2026-nucleotide messenger RNA. The record is from the annotation of a GenBank genome assembly. Lineage: Eukaryota; Fungi; Ascomycota; Dothideomycetes; Pleosporales; Periconiaceae.
CCUUCUUUCGUUAUCGUUCCUUUCUUUCUAUUUCUGAUAUCGUAUCAAGCGUUAUGGAUCGCCACCAACGCGUUGUCGCGCAGGUGGCGUCUAAAGUUAAGGAGUACUUCUCCCGAAAAGAAUCUUUCCGUAUAGCCCAUGGCUCAACCAAUAGUACGCGUCCGUCACUCAAAAAACGCGUCGUCGACAUCAGCGAGCUCAAAAAUGUUCUCAAGGUUGAUACUGCGACGCGUACUGCGCUCGUAGAGCCAAAUGUGCCCAUGGAUCGUCUUGUAGAAGCUACUUUGCCUCAUGGAUUGGUACCCCCGGUUGUCAUGGAGUUCCCAGGCAUAACAGCCGGAGGAGGUUACGCAGGAACAGCAGGAGAGAGCAGCUCGUUUCGGUAUGGGUUCUUUGAUCGGACAAUAAACUCAGUGGAAAUGGUUCUGGCAGAUGGCGAAGUGGUCAAGGCAUCUGAGAAAGAGAAUGAGGAUCUGUUCCGGGGGGCGGCAGGUGCUGUAGGAACAUUGGGAGUGGCAACUCUCAUAGAACUUCAAUUGAUUCAAGCCAAGAAGUUUGUCAAGACAACAUACUAUCCCACCACAAGUGUGUCGCAAGCCGUUCAGGAAGUCCGAAAGCACACCGAAGUACCUGAAAAUGACUACGUCGACGGUAUCCUGUUUUCAAAAGAUCACGGUGCAAUCGUAACCGGAGAGAUGACCGAUGAGAUUCCAAAGGACCACAAACCGCAAACUUUCAGUAACCCUUGGGAUAAUUGGUUUUACCUGCACGUGGAGGCUCGUACGAAAUCCGCUUCCGAGCCAAUUGUCGAAUAUAUCCCCCUCGCCGAAUACAUGUUUCGCUACGAUCGUGGCGGUUUCUGGGUUGGACGCUCUGCGUUCACAUAUAUGAACUUUCCCUUCAACAAAUACACGCGCUGGUUCCUCGACGACUUCUGCCACACGCGCAUGUUAUACCGCGCGUUGCACGCAAGUGGCGAAUCCAGUCGCUACGUCGUGCAAGACAUGGCACUCCCGUACCCCAACGCCGAAAAGUUCAUUGAGUACACCGACAAAAGCUUUGGCAUCUGGCCGCUCUGGCUCUGUCCAUUGAAGCAAUCACCACAGCCCACCAUGCACCCUCACACCAAAGGCGACUUGAAAGACGAUCAAAUGUUAAAUAUCGGCCUCUGGGGCUUCGGCCCCAAAGAUCGCACUCAAUUCCUCAAGAAGAACCGCGAUCUCGAGAACAAGCUAGGCGAACUGGGCGGUAUGAAGUGGCUCUACGCACACACGUACUACAGCGACAACGACUUCUGGAAGCAAUUCGACCGAUCGUGGCACGAAAAUCUACGGACGAAAUACCGAGCGACCACGCUGCCUGAUGUUCACGAAAAGGUCCAUGUCGAUAUCGAAAAGCUUGAAGCUAUGGCAAAACAAGACUGGGGCCUGAAACUUCGAUCAGUUUGGCCCCUAGGUGGCUUUUGGGGUAUCUGGAAGUCGAUUCAAAGUGGAGAUUGGCGAAUCCCGAAGAAUUCGACUUGGAGGUGGAAGAACUGAUGAUAGUGCCUCUCGAUGCGCGAGGCUGCUUUGUUCGCUGUAUGUAUUUCUAACAGACAAUAGUGUACAACAAUGUAUCAUACCAAACAACGUGAAACCGGCUCACUCACGCUCUUGAGACGUCGUCCAUGACAGUUACGGAACUUGCCUUCUGCCUUACGAUAUUCAGUCAGUGCAUGCCCGGCUUAGGUGGUUGCCUGACUCAUGGACUCCAUGUUCUGCUUCAUGCUUUACUUUUCUACUGCCGGAAAAGUCGGUAUAAUCGUUCAGCACCAAGUCUGAGACCCAUGCACACGCUGAUCCAUCGAAGGCGCGGGUGAACACGAGGAUAGAUCGUUAAAGAAGCUUGUUCACAACGGGUCAAAUUCCAAAUAAGUCCACGCCCGCGAUGUCCGUCCGGACGUGAUUUUCGUCCGAACACCCUAUUUGCAUUUUGCAAUACCUUUUCAUCAGACAUUUCUGCAUCCGGUUUGGUGUACCCUUUCAUC